Alligator sinensis (Chinese alligator) is the source of this 4874-nucleotide messenger RNA. RefSeq names its product integrin subunit alpha 11 (gene ITGA11). The coding region runs from base 130 to 3648 and encodes 1172 amino acids. The transcript is spliced from 30 exons. Gene Ontology annotation, cellular component: integrin complex; external side of plasma membrane. The record is from RefSeq and is a predicted model, not a curated record. Gene Ontology annotation, molecular function: integrin binding. Gene Ontology annotation, biological process: cell-cell adhesion; cell adhesion mediated by integrin; integrin-mediated signaling pathway. NCBI's taxonomy places the organism in Eukaryota, Metazoa, Chordata, Crocodylia, Alligatoridae.
ACCGCUUCUGUCAGGGAGCCGGGAAAGGCGAGGGAUAAGUGAAAGCUUUUUGCAGAGUAAGGCUACCACUCUGGCUCAGUGCCUCAGGCGGAUGGUAGGGGUAGGGUACCAGGCGCCUUUAGCACUCACAUGGACUUCUACCGAGGGCUCAUCGUAGCCUGGGCACUCUGCCUUCUGCCAGGAUUCUGCGACACCUUCAACAUCGACACCAAAAGGCCCAAGAUCAUACCGGGCUCCAAAGAAGCGUAUUUCGGCUACACGGUGCAGCAGCAUGACAUCGCUGGGAAGAAAUGGCUGGUGGUGGGAGCUCCCUACGAAACCAACGGGCAGCAGAAGACUGGAGACGUCUACAAGUGCCCGGUGAACGGCGACACCAAAAGCAACUGCACCAAGCUGAACCUAGGAAGAGUCACGCUUUCCAACGUGUCGGAGCGCAAGGACAACAUGCGCCUUGGCUUGAGCCUGACCACAAACCCCAAGGACAACAGCUUUCUGGCGUGCAGCCCUCUCUGGUCCCAUGAGUGUGGAAGCUCGUACUACACCACAGGAAUGUGCUCCAGGGUGAACUCCAACUUCAGAUUCUCCAAGACCAUCGCUCCCGCUCUCCAGAGGUGCCAAACGUACAUGGACAUAAUCAUCGUCCUGGAUGGAUCAAACAGCAUCUAUCCUUGGGUUGAAGUCCAGCAUUUCCUGAUAAACAUCUUGAAAAAAUUCUACAUUGGGCCUGGACAGAUACAAGUGGGCGUUGUCCAGUACGGAGAAGACGUUGUCCAUGAGUUUCACCUAAAUGACUACAGAUCCGUCAAAGACGUGGUGGAAGCCGCUAGCCACAUCGAGCAGCGAGGAGGCACAGAGACCAGGACGGCCUACGGCAUCGAGUUUGCUCGCUCGGAGGCCUUUCAGAAAGGCGGGCGGAAAGGAGCCAAGAAAGUGAUGAUCGUGAUAACCGACGGCGAGUCCCACGACAGCCCGGACCUGGAGAAGGUGAUCGAGGACAGCGAGAGGGACAACGUCACCAGAUAUGCUGUGGCUGUGCUGGGCUAUUACAACAGGAGAGGAAUCAAUCCGGAAACGUUUUUGAACGAAAUCAAAUUUAUAGCAAGUGACCCGGAUGACAAGCAUUUCUUUAAUGUCACCGAUGAAGCCGCACUCAAGGAUAUCGUGGACGCCCUGGGAGAAAGGAUAUUUAGUUUGGAAGGCACCAACAAGAAUGAAAUCUCCUUUGGACUGGAGAUGUCCCAGACUGGGUUUUCAUCACACAUCGUGGAAGACGGGAUUUUGCUGGGGGCCGUGGGAGCCUACGACUGGAACGGUGCAGUGCUAAAGGAAACCAGCAGCGGGAGAAUCAUUCCCCAUCGGGAAUCGUAUCUCCAAGAGUUCCCCGAAGAGCUGAAGAAUCACGGCGCCUACCUUGGUUACACCGUCACCUCUGUGCUUUCACCGACGCACGACCGGAUUUAUGUAGCAGGAGCCCCCAGAUUCAACCACACUGGGAAAGUCAUUAUUUUCACAAUGCACAACAACAGAAACCUAACUAUUCACCAGUCCCUGAAAGGAGAGCAGAUCGGCUCCUACUACGGAAGUGAGAUAAAUUCUGUUGACAUCGAUGGUGACGGCAUCACCGAUAUCUUGUUGGUGGGAGCUCCCAUGUACUUCAGCGAAAACUGGGAGAGGGGGAAGGUUUAUGUCUAUGUUUUAAGACAGGACCGGUUUGUCUCCAGCGGCGCCUUGCAGGACCUGCAGAGUUACCAGAACUCCCGGUUCGGUUCCUGCAUCGCGUCUGUCCCUGACCUGAACCAGGACUCGUACAAUGACGUUGUCGUUGGCGCCCCUUUGGAAGAUGAUCACCAAGGAGCCAUAUACAUCUUCCACGGCUUCAAAGGAGACAUCCUGAGGAAGUAUAAGCAGAGAAUAGCAGCAGUCGACCUUGCUUCCGGCCUGAUGUAUUUUGGAUGCAGUAUCCACGGACAGCUGGAUCUGAACGAAGAUGGCCUCACAGACCUGGCUGUUGGCUCUCUCGGGAACGCUGUGCUAUUAUGGUCCCGCAGCGUGGUCCAGAUCAAUGCCAGCAUCCGGUUCGAGCCAUCCAAAAUCAACAUCUUCAACAAGGACUGCAAGAGGAACGGCAAGGAUGCCACCUGCAUGUCUGCCUUCGUCUGCUUCACCGCUGUCUUCCUCUCGCCUCACUUCCACACCGCCAGCCUGGCAAUAAAAUAUAACGCCACCAUUGACGAAAGACGGUACACGCCGCGGGCUCACCUGGACGAGAACAGCGACAGGCACACGCACAAGAGGGUCACGCUGUUGGCGGGACGGGAGCACUGUGACAAGCUGAACUUCCAUGUGCUGGACACAGCAGACUACGUGAAGCCGGUGACGUUUUCGGUGGAAUAUGACCUGGAGGAUCCCAGCAACGGCCCCAUGCUGGAUGACGGCUGGCCAACCUCCCUUAAAGUCUCUGUGCCUUUCUGGAACGGCUGCAACGAGGAUGAGCACUGCGUCCCCGACCUCUUCCUUGAUGCCAGAACCGAUAUCCCGAGUGCCAUGGAAUACUGCCACCGGGUGCUCCGCAAGUCGCACUCGGACUGCUCCAUCUACACCCUCUCCUUCGACACCUCCAUUUUCAUCAUCGAGAGCACGAGGCGAAGGGUGGCUGUGGAAGCCAUACUGGAGAACAAGGGCGAGAACGCCUACAGCACCGUCCUCAACAUCUCCUUCUCCAAAAACCUCCAGUUUGCCAGCUUGAUUCAGAGGGACGAUACCGACAUCAAUAUCGAGUGCGUGACGGAGGAGAAGCACCUGAACAAGAAGGUGUGCAACGUUAGCUACCCCUUCUUCCGAGCCAAGGCAAAGGUGGCUUUUCGCCUGGAUUUUGAGUUCAGCAAGUCUAUUUUCCUUCAAAGCAUGGAGAUUUAUCUGACUGCCAACAGUGACAGCGAAGAAAGAAACACCACCAAAGAGGAUAAUUCUGCCCUCCUGAAUUUCCACCUGAAGUAUGAAGCCGACCUCCUUUUCACCAGGGCUUCGAGUCUGGACUACUAUGAAAUCAAGUCGAACAGCUCGCUGGAGAGAUACGACAGCAUCGGCCCUCCUUUUAAUUGCACGUUCAAGUUGCAGAACCUGGGCUUCUUCCCGGUCGACGAGGUGACCAUUAAAAUUACAGUCCCGGUAGCCACGAGAGGAGGGAAUCGCCUGUUGCUGCUGACCGAUUUCAUCGUGGAUCAGGCAAAUACGACGUGCAACGUCUGGGGGAACAACACCGACUACAGGAGCACGCCCACCGAGGAGGACCUGUUCCGCACCCCACAGCUGAACCACAGUAACUCGGACGUCGUGUCCAUCGACUGCAAUGUGAAACUCGCCCCCAACGAGGACAUCAGCUUUCACUUACGCGGCUACCUGUGGAUGAAGUCACUGAAAGCACUGAAGUUCAAGGCACUGAAGCUCACCACGCACGCCGCCCUGCAGCGCCGCUUCCGCAGCCCCUUCGUCUUCAGGGAAGAGGACCCCAGCCGCCAGAUCACCUUCACGGUCUCCAAGCCGGAGGACUCGCAGAUCCCCAUCUGGAUCAUCGUGGGCAGCACACUGGGCGGGCUCCUGCUCUUGGCGCUCCUCGUCCUGGCGCUGUGGAAGCUUUUCACAUACUGACAUCACAGGUGAAGAAAGACCUCAGAGUAGACUGCAGCGGAGCCAAAGGUGGGAAGUGACCAGAAAACAAAGCUCUGGAAACGGAGGUGCCAGGAAAUCUUUCCCAGCAGACCACGUGGUGUCAUUUUUCUUCUUAUUAAAAAGCAGAACGGGUUUCAGGACUUUCCUUUAACGCCCUCUACAGAAACUUCAAGCGUGUACAUUUGUUCCAAAGAACAGCUUUAUAUACGUACUUCACAAGGGUACAUCACAGGUACUUUUACAUGGCAGAAUCAUAUCCUGAGAAAAAACAGUGCAAGAGUGUCAUUUCAUUAACAGUACAAAAAUUGUAACCAUUCAUUUCAAAGCAAGACAGAAUGCAUUCAGCUGUUAUUUGCUACCGAGCUUGUUCACCAGCGGUUUGAAUGGACAUCGUAUUAGCAGCUGCCCGGGGUUCAGUCCUCACCCCCCUCCGAGUCCAAUUGAGUUUCAUGAUUUCAUUCUCGUUAUUACGUUAAUGAUUCACUUUAUAAAUGUGCAGGGGUCUAAAGAGGUGCAGCAAGGUAUAAGAACUUAAUGGCUGCGGGGCAGAGUCUAGCAAGAGAUGGCGUUCGCUCUCUUGAAACGCAUGCAUAGAGUCGUCUAUCAGCCACCACUAACUUUACCACCUAAAUAGAAAGCACCUUUUAUCUGUUCUUCACAUGGUCAAGGGAGGAGGGUCUCGAUGCUUUGGCAGUAAAGGACACGAUCUGGCAAAGAACUAAGGCCCACUGGAUUCCUUGGAGUUCGAAAACAUUUAGUACCCUCUGGGAUGGGGCACAAUUACAUGAGCUUCUCAAUCUCUCCGUGCACAGGUUAAGAUUGAAACUGGGAGUUAAAACACAUCCCGGGCGGCCAACAGCAGGAGACAAACUGCACAAUACACAUCUUAGCAAAAGCAGACAUCCAGGUCUCUGGGAGACUUCUGAUUCCCUGAUCUAUUUAAAAGGGGAAGAGGAAAGCAGCCCAAGUACAAAACGACAAGAACAGCAAAUCCUUCCUGCCCACUUGGUGAAAGGUUUCACACUUGCUUUAAGGCCCCGGCUGGUCAAGUUUGGCUUCGUCAUCUUGGCCAUCGUAUUGGACAGAAUCUGUCGAUCUUUUAUGCUAUGGUUAAACCUACCUGAGAUACAAAUCACAAGCGUUCCUCAUUCUAGGAUUUAGUCUCCACUUUCCCUCACUGAGAAGCUUGUACGUUUAAAAGUUGC